AUGGGUGAAUUGCCUAUACUCCGUAUCACGAUCUUCAACGACAACAUGGAAAAUCCAUCUGUGGUUUAUUCAACGAAUUACAGCCAUUUUUAUCCUACGGAUUAUAUCCGUUCUGACGCUACGGAUUCUAAAACUUCCAAAUUUAAGGAUUAUAUCACUUCUUGGAUUCCCCAAAUAGAAACACAAUUGCUGAAAACGAUUGGUGAAUGUGAGAAGAAUGAAGCUCAGCAAUGUGAGCUUCAUAAACAUAUAAUUUCGAACCUCCAAAAAGAAGCAGGGCUAAAUCUGAGUAUCUACGCCUAUCGUUCUGCGCAGAAGUGCGGCAUACUAAUCCUCGAGAAUGGCGUCUGUGCCAAAAAAAAUACGACUGCAUAUCAUAUUUUGAAAUAUAUAUGUAGCGACUCUGGAAACUUACCCAUCCAGGAUUUGGAGAAGUUGUGUUCAGAGGAGAGCAUGCAAAGCAUGUGGAAAAAGCUACCGUUAGUAGACUCAAUCGAUUCUCAGCUGAAAGAAAUAUUAGAAACUACGAAGAAGACAAUCAUAGCGUUAGCAGAGCGGAAAGGCAGGAUCUAUGAACUAGAACGUAAAAGUCACUUUUUACGAGAAUCAAGCAAAGGCUUCUAUAGAGAGGUUGGUAUCCGGUAG
This is a messenger RNA of Exserohilum turcica Et28A, 645 nucleotides long. RefSeq lists its product as uncharacterized. Bases 1 to 645 code for a protein of 214 amino acids. The record is from RefSeq and is a predicted model, not a curated record. The transcript is spliced from 4 exons. Lineage: Eukaryota; Fungi; Ascomycota; Dothideomycetes; Pleosporales; Pleosporaceae.